Molecule: messenger RNA, 4051 nt
Organism: Dermacentor andersoni
Lineage: Eukaryota; Metazoa; Arthropoda; Arachnida; Ixodida; Ixodidae
Source: RefSeq, a predicted model, not a curated record
UCCUCCCCGCCCUUUCUCUCGAGCGCACGACGUAGCCGACAGCUAUAGACACGAUCGAUGUUUCAUUGCGGUUAAGGCGAGCCGACCGCGCGUCUGUGUUGUGGAACAAAGUCGCGUGCCGCUUGUUAAAGACCGCGCGGCACGCCUCAGACGAUGAAGCGUGCUCGAACCGGCGGCUCGCUGAGCCGAGUUUUCGCGGUUUUGAUCUUCGUGUGGUGCGCCUCGGCGCUGGUGACGGGAGCUCCUGCUUCUCCUGCCAACGACAAGCGUUACGAGUCCGGGUCAGAUACCGACGACAACGACCAGAACGCUGGAGUUCUAUCGGGAAAGAACUAUAACAAAGCGUUCGUUAACGUCAUAGGGACGCCUGGGAAGAACUUGACGACGACGACAACGACCACCACGACGACGACGACGACACGUAGACCCAGCAUCUCGGUCGUGUCCGUGACGAAAAAGGUGAAGGUUGUCGUUGUGUACGAGUCGCACUGCCCCUACAGCCGGCGCUUCAUCUACAGUCAGCUGCUGCCCACGUACCAGAAGAUGAGCAAGUACAUGAACCUCACGAUUUUGCCAUUCGGCAAGGCCCGCGUCGACAACGUCAGCGCCACGGUGCCUCACUUCACCUGUCAACACGGCACGAACGAAUGCAUGGGCAACAUGAUUGAGACCUGCGUCGUGCACGUCGUGAAGAAGCAGAUGACCGUCGUGAAGAUCUUGGCCUGCAUGUCCCAGAGCUAUCAGCCUCACCUGGCGGGCCAGAAGUGCGUCGAAGGCACGGGGGUGAAGUGGUCGAAGAUUCAAGAAUGCGUGACCAAAAAGGGAACCCGCUACCUGCUCGAAACCGGCCUGGAGACGUGGAAGGUACAGUCCUACGUCGCCCGGGUACCGCUGGUCGUCGUCGACGGAGAGAAGGACAACUACGUCGAGUACUACGCCCAGAAGGAUCUCAUGAAGCUCAUGUGCGAACACCUCCCGUACGACGACUACCGCGUUUCGCCAUGUGCUGCCGCGGGCAAGUGAAUAUGUGGUGCGCGCUUCUCAGGCUAACCCAUUCCGCAUCGCUUUUAUAGGAAGUAUACGUGGAAUACAGGAAGUGAUGGGUGGUCAUAUGAAAAUGCGUGUCCCUUCUCGAAAACGACUCCUUUGCUUUGUCUGUAGAUCUUUCUUCCCCUUCUUUCUUCUGCGUGAGACGUCUGUAUAUGCCAUCACUUUCAUCCGCACUGACGACGACGCGGUGUCCAGUAACGUGCUCGGCCUUUCAUCGGCGUUGCUGUUAGCGCCGUGAACGUCGCUGGAUCGCGAGACUCGACCAGCUGGAGACGCUCAGGCAGCAGCAUUUUAGUACUGUCGAGCGGGUCUCUUUGCUCUGUGGUGAUCGCUGCAGCUCUGUUGAAACACUUUCGUGCGCAGUGCAAUGAUCCCUCACGUGUUUCGCACACAUUUUUUUUUUACGUAAUCGACAAGGAUUCCGUAGAAAUUCCGCAUAUCUACCGCAGUAAUAUCGCGGAACGCACGUGGGAUCAUUGGUCUGCGCAAACGGUGUGUUUUUGAAACGUGAAUUUUGCUUUGCGUAUGGCGCGCACACCAUAACGCUAGUUUGCUUUUGUAGCCUGUUCAUGGCUUUGCGGUGUUGUGGAGGCAAGUUAUGGCGUAUCACCUAAUCAGUAGCGUAUCCCUCACAAAGCUAUUCACAUGAUAGAGUUUUCGGACGAUUGGUUGGCUCCUUCCUGGUAUCGCCUUGCUGGCAACCGUGAAUGGACAGUCAGUGGUACGCAGCAACCGGGGAUCAGAUUCAGAUUUGAUUCGUACGGGUAUGCAUGUAAGACGUGUACUCACGUACAUGCACGUGGUAAAAAUGUACAUAUUUAGAAUAUUCUGUUCAGAAAGAGGUGGCCAUAGUCAAUGACUGUACGAAAAAAUUUGUAAAUUAAACGUAGAACUUAAAUUGCCAGAUAUAUGAAGUAGUACGUGACAGUGAUAAUCUUAAAAUUCGACGCACGUUAAAGAGACACAAAGCGAAGUUAACGUAAAUGGCAGCUAAAUAAUCGAUAGCCACUUGCAGCAAUAAUAACUCAGCACUGUUUUAACAACAGGCAAAGCUGAAUGCGAAUGCUUUUAGAAAUCCCAAACACUGUGAGUUCAAUCUUACUUGAGAAGAGUUUGUGAGUUCGACUACUGAUGAGUUGAAGCUUAUUAUCAUGAAUAUAGACGGCCCUUAGAUUAUAUUUUCACUUCGCAAAGACCGCUUUGUUUUCCUAUUGCCUUUUUGAAACAAAUUCUGCAGAACUAACUACAAACAAAAGUUGUUAACAGGUCUACUUACUUUGUUUUAUUGCGGACUGUACACUUCCGAAAGUGUUCCCUGAUGAAAAAUGUAAGGGCAUACGUCCACAGCCUGUACCGGGCGUUUCAGCGAACACUUUCAGUUUUCUUUUUUUAGAUUGUCUGUAAAUUGCGAUAUGUGCCACGAAGUAAUUAGUUAAAAACAUAGUUAAUAAUUUUUUUAAUUAGUCCAUUAUGUGUUUCAAUUUUUUGUUCAAGUAAUGUCCGCCUCUUUAAGUAUAGACCAGCUCACGGACUAUAAUUGUGCUACCUGCCGCAGGCAAUUAAAAAAAAAUUGUUUUGAAAGUGUUCGCUGAAACACUCUUUACAUUGGCAACGUAUCGGCUUCCCAGAAAAGCGUCUAUAAACUUUAAUAGGCUGUCACAAAAACAAACAAAUAAAAGGAAUUAAAAGAAAUACUUUUGUGAGGGAGCUUUAUCUUCAACAAAACUACAUCGUUUUGUUGCGCCAUGGCGGAAACGGAAGAUCAGAGCUGCCAACUGCCACGUUUACAGGAAGGGUUAUGACCGCUUCUGUUCGUAGUUGGAAAAGCGUUGGGAAAGAGAGAAAGUGCCACCGGCGCAGGUCACUGAUUCUGUCACUUCUGCUGACGCUUCCGUCACAAUUUGCGUGCGACGUGCCAUUUUCGAUGCGCGCUGCCCUUGUCGUCUGCUUUCUUCACGCAGCCGCAGAAGUUUUCAAAUAACUUCGACAGUAGCCGAGAAAUGCGAUGACGUCACUAAGUGCGGAGAAAUGUCCUAAAUUAUGGUGAUGCUAAAGCCUCACGUAUACUACUGCCUUCUAAUAUCGCGAGGUUUAAGGAGUGGUUUGCAGUCAUAUUUGCGUGUUGUAACCACGCGCGAUGAGGGAGGCUGUAGUCGCGUGGUCACUUUUCUUGCCUCGGAGCGGCAUCCGACGCCUUCGGUCACCGCAAUCUAUCGCUGCGCGUUACGCGGGGCAAGCGACGGAGAGUUGUUUUCGAGAAGGGGAGCUUUUAUUAUUUGUGUUAUUUUGCAUGAUUGUGUGCCAUACAAGAAUCUGUGUGCGGGUUCUAUAGUUUACAAUUCUAGCGGCAGUUUCAGCCCCUGCCAUCCAUAGCGUCCGUUCAAGUUGUACCUGGUUUGUGAUAUUUUCUGUAGCGGCGAUCACAUGCAGUGGCGGCUUUAAAGAGAUGAUAUUGAGAAGCAGUAAAUCAGUCAAAGAGUGGUAUAAUGCUCUUCUAAAAAGGUCGUUUGCAUUUCUUUGGCGAGAAAGGGGUGCUUGUGAGCGGAAUGAAGGCCGAACUUCCGCCUCUCGAAUUUCGCGUCCAGUCCGCGCGCAGCGCCUAUGACGUCAACGUGACGUCAACUUGACAUCGAGUCUUGCAGGUGAUCUUUCAUUAUUUGCAGAUUGCUUUAGCCAAGAAAAGGUUCUCACAGUGGCCAGGUCGAGUAUUUUUUUUUUUUUUACUUGCUGGAUAAUACAACGUUAUCCUUCUUUAUAUUUAAGCAAUUUCCCAGCAAACGCUUGUCAAAAGUCACGAUGUCAUAGCGACUUGUUGCCGGAAUCUGAAAGAUCGCUCACGUUCUUUUCCGGAUUACGAAGCUUCCGCGAACUCUGAGAUUGACGUAUAUGGUAAUUCCAACGUGUGUCGAAAUGUCCGACUUAUAGCUUGACAGUUCUUCGUUAAGAUACAUCUUAUAAAUCUAAAAAAAUAGGCAAAAAUAAUGACGUUAUAUAUAUAUAU